CCGGGCACAGCUCUUGGCUCAGAGAAGAGGAGACCGAGUCCCCGCAGCAUUCAAUAGAGUCGAGCAGUCCGGAGACUGUCACCUCGCAUCUCCUAAUUUAAUUUUCACUUGUGUUGGCUACUGAAGAAAGUGGUCAAAGUGUGCUACAUCAUCACCAGCUUGUGUUUUGGACACCUGACUGAAAAAAGACAAAGAAACAAAACAACAAAACAAAACAACAAUAAUUUUGUAAAGUGACAGCGGCAACCGUGACUGAUACUGCAACCUAAGCAGGAACAAGCAUCAGCAGGGAAAUAAGCAAGAUAGAAGAAGUGUAGCGAGAGACUUAAAAAUCCAAAAAGCAAAAUGACAGGAGGCGGGUAUCUGUUAUAAGCGGCGCGUGCCUCAGCUGUAGCAGAAGAAGUAGCCCACCGCGCGAGCACUCUUCACUAGAGUAGUCAACGCUACUCGCGACAACACUGUGAGGUAUCAGAGCAUGUAACACCUGGCGCGAGAGACCCCCGACCAGAGGGGCAAUAAUAGAUGUACUAAACACAGAAUAGAACGUUUAUUUAUUUAUUUAUUUAUUUAUUUAUUUAUUUAUUUAUUUAUUUAUGUAUUUGUUUGUUUGUUUGUUUAUUUUACCCGCUAGUUAUUAAACAGCGUCUCGAGACUUUAACAAGCAAGUGAGCUUGAGAGUUGUUCUCAUUGAAGAGGCGGAGACUGAACUUGUAGAGGCGCUCGCCUCAACUCUGUCUCCUGCAAAUAUGAUGAUGAUGUCUCUGAACAACAAGCAGGCAUUCAGCAUGCCUCACACCAGCUUGCCCGAACCCAAGUAUUCCAGUUUGCAUUCUUCUUCGUCGUCUGCUUUGACUUCAAGUGCACCUUCCUCAUCUUCUACUUCUAGACACUGCACUACUAUCAGCAGCAGCAGCUCGGAGGCGAUGCGCCGAGCCUGUCUCCCAACCCCACCGAGCAAUAUAUUUGGAGGUUUGGAUGAGAGUUUGCUGGCCCGAGCUGAAGCUUUGGCGGCUGUGGAUAUAGUCUCUCAUCAGACCAAGAGCCACCAUCACCCUGUUCAUCAUAGUCCUUAUAAGCCGGACGCUACCUAUCACACCAUGAACACUAUCCCUUGUACCUCCUCGGCUUCUUCUUCCUCCUCUGUACCUAUUUCCCACCCAUCUCACCACCACCACCACCAUCAUCACCACCACCACCAACCCCACCAAGCCCUGGAAGGGGACCUUCUCGAUCACAUCACCCCAGGGCUGGCUCUCGGGGCCAUGGCAGGGAUGGAUGGAUCUGUUGUCUCCACGCCAGCCCACCCUGGCCAUAUGGCAGGCAUGAACCCCAUGCACCAGGCAGCUAUCAACAUGGCCCAUGCCCACGGGCUCUCUCACAUGGGCUGCAUGAGUGAAGUUGAAGCUGAUCCCAGGGACUUGGAAGCCUUUGCAGAGAGGUUCAAGCAGAGAAGGAUCAAGCUCGGGGUGACCCAGGCGGAUGUAGGGUCAGCCUUGGCCAACCUGAAGAUUCCAGGUGUGGGAUCCCUGAGCCAAAGCACCAUCUGCCGAUUCGAGUCCCUCACGCUGUCGCACAACAACAUGAUCGCUCUGAAACCGAUUUUGCAAGCCUGGCUGGAGGAGGCAGAAAAAUCGCACAGGGAUAAAAUGAACAAGCCCGAGCUCUUCAACGGGGCAGAGAAAAAGAGGAAGCGCACCUCCAUAGCUGCCCCAGAGAAGAGGUCUUUGGAGGCUUACUUCGCCAUUCAACCCCGUCCUUCCUCUGAGAAAAUUGCAGCCAUUGCAGAAAAGCUAGAUCUGAAAAAAAACGUGGUCCGGGUCUGGUUUUGUAACCAGAGGCAGAAACAGAAAAGGAUGAAAUACUCUGCAUGCAUCUAGCUUGAUCUUUGACAAUUUAAAAUAAAAUAGUGAAAGGUUCAAGAACUCUUACACUGUUAAGAGACAGGCUCGAUUUGUAUAAUAUUUCGUAUUGACUUUUCAAUCAUCAAGGACUUGAACUCUGAAACAGAAUUAUUCGUCAUAUCUGAAGUGACUCAAAAUUGCACUCCAAAAAUAUAAACAAACUGACAUGUUUUUUUUUUCCUGAAGGGAUGUGGAAUCAUUUAAAAAGGAUCGUUUGACUGAGCAAGUAAGAUAAUUCGUUUUUUUCCCUUACUAUGCCUCACCAUUUUUUUUCUCAACGAAAACAAAUCUGGUUACGUUUAAGCACACUUUGAAGACAUUUGUUUCAGUUGUGAAAAAUAAUAGAUCAGAAAUCAAUCAUAACCAUAUAUGUUUAAAUCAAUGCAGCCAUUCGGCUUACACAUCUUGUAAGUUUUACUCGCACUUAUAUAAAUCCAUUUUCAUUUUUAUUGUGAUACAAGCUGGCGUGUUUGUAAGGAGGCGACGAGAGGAAUCAGACAACCUCUGUUGCUGCCACUGAAAGCUAUUAUUAGAUUACUGCCAAACAACUCCCUUUAAAUUAUUAAUUUAGACGUCUCUAUACUUAAUUUUGAGCUGCCUAAUUAAUUAUGCCUCUUUAAUUUAAAGAGUGAUGACAGAAUAAUAAAGACAAUUAAAAAAUAGAUUUAUUUGCAAAUAACUAAAUAUUUUAAGUUCAAGCUGUGUCAAAAAAGGGGAGAAUUUAAUAAUCGUUUUCUAUACCUUACACAAUAUCUAGCGUGAAUGAGAAAUUGAAAUGUUUGCCAGUGUUGGGUUUAAUUUGCCAAAAUUGCUUGUAUUUGCUUGUAAUACUUCUGCAAUAGCCUACAUUGCGUGGGUCUCAUCCCAUUAACUAUUUAUUGUGUGAGGUAAUGUUUACUUCAUUACAUAUUUAUUGGGAUUCCCUCCUCGUUUUGCUUGAGAAAAUCACAUUCUUAAAGCAAAUAAAAUGUGUAAAAUGUUCGAAGGGAAGUGGCAGUUAAAUAAAAUAUCUUAGACGUUUCUUUUUACAUUAGUACAUCUACAAAUCGAAAGGUAUAUUAGAUAUUAAUUGUUUUCUUUAAAAAAUAAAUCCUGAGAUUUGUAUGUAAACAUCAGCGUGUUAGUGAAAAUGAUGAACUCUUAAGUUGUUGUUUGUUAAAGCACAUUGUUUAGUACUGUUUGCUUUUUAAAAACAAUUGGUUUCAUGGAACUAUACUUGUUUACUGUAAAUAUAUCAUCGGAACGAAUUGAUGAACACAUAGAUAUAUUCUUACAGAUGUUGCUGUAUUGCUGUUAUAGCAGAGACCGUUUGAAAACGUACUUUCUGUAUUGUCGUUACUUGUCAAAUGAAAUUUUAAUUUAUUUAUUACAUUAAUGUUUUUAAAUAUUGCAUUGCCACAUGUAUUUCAUUAAAGAACCGAUUUUAACAUUUU
Messenger RNA from Acipenser ruthenus (sterlet), 3334 nucleotides. RefSeq names its product POU domain, class 4, transcription factor 2-like. Gene Ontology annotation, biological process: regulation of transcription by RNA polymerase II. Bases 747 to 1877 code for a protein of 376 amino acids. NCBI's taxonomy places the organism in Eukaryota, Metazoa, Chordata, Actinopteri, Acipenseriformes, Acipenseridae. The record is from RefSeq and is a predicted model, not a curated record. Gene Ontology annotation, molecular function: DNA-binding transcription factor activity, RNA polymerase II-specific; RNA polymerase II cis-regulatory region sequence-specific DNA binding. The transcript is spliced from 2 exons.